Molecule: messenger RNA, 983 nt
Organism: Mycetomoellerius zeteki
Lineage: Eukaryota; Metazoa; Arthropoda; Insecta; Hymenoptera; Formicidae
Gene: Surf6
Product: Surfeit locus protein 6
Exons: 5
Coding region: 90-926 (278 amino acids)
Biological process (GO): ribosomal small subunit biogenesis; ribosomal large subunit biogenesis
Cellular component (GO): nucleolus
Molecular function (GO): RNA binding; DNA binding
Source: RefSeq, a predicted model, not a curated record
GUUUGUGACGUUGGGUAACAUAACCUAUAUCAUAGUUAUUUACAUUUUAAGUUAAGUCUGGUUAAGUACACGUGAGUUUUGGGAAGAAGAUGCAGUUAACAAUGUCGAAAGGGUUUAAUAAAGAGGAAGUACGUAAAAUGCUUCAGAAAGAAGAACAAUUUAUUUCCCAUAUAUUAUCUAUAAUGCCCGUGUCGACGCAUGAAUUAGUUGAAAAAAAUGAUCCAUCAAUGAAGGAAGAAGAGCCUACAAAAAAAGUGAAGAAUUUUGCUAUACCAGGUAAAAAGACUAAAAGAGCACAGUCCUUUAAAGAGUUACAUGCAAAAUUGGAGGAAUUAAAGGGCGUAAAGAAGUUACACUACAAACAAAAACUUCUUAAAAAAACUUUGAAAAAUAAACUGAAAAAUAAAACGAAAAAGGAAGAUAAAAUAAAGACGGAAAAUGAGGAAAUACCAAAAGUGCCAAAACCUAAACCAGUUUUUAAUUCGGAAGGUAAAAUGGUGUUUAGCAAAUUUGACUUCUCUGAGAUUGGCGUAAAGAAGAAAUUACCUAAGAAUCAGAAUGACUCUAAAAAGAUGUUACAACAACUACAACAGAAAAAGGAAAAAUUAAAGCAAUUAGAAGAUUUAGGAGAUAAGGAAAAAGCUGAAGACAUUAAAGAAAAAGAUGCAUGGAAAUCUGCAUUGGCAAAAGCAUCUGGUGAAAAGGUUAAAGAUGAUCCUGAAUUGCUGAAACGUACUAUAAAACGGAACGAGCAGAAAAAGAAAUACAGCGCAAAUAAAUGGAAUUCCAGGAUAGAGAACGUACAGAAAUCUAUGCAGGAAAGGCAAGAAAAGCGACGAGAAAAUAUUAUGAAAAAGAAAAAGGAGAAGAAACAGAAUAAAUUCAAAAAGGCAGCGAAGAAAGGACGCAUAAUACCCGGAUUUUAAUCGUCGAUUAUUUACAGCUAUAAUUGCAAAUUGACUCUGUAAAAUUUAUGUUAUUAC